AAAUAUCCCACCGUCACCAUUAGAACGCAUUGUGUUAUCAUCUCCUCGAGAGAGAGAGAGAGAGAGGGAGAAAGCUUUACUGUAAACGAAGGAUUUGAUUUUUUUAUUUUUCUGAUCUGAUCUUCUCGAGAGAGAGAGAGAGUAAUCAUGGCGAGCGGAGCUAAUAGAGUGGAUCUAGAUGGAAGACCGAUAAAACCGAUGACGAUAUGCAUGAUCGGAGCCGGAGGUUUCAUCGGUUCACAUCUCUGUGAGAAGCUGAUGACGGAGACACCGCAUAAGGUGCUUGCGCUCGAUGUUUACAACGAUAAGAUCAAACACUUGCUUGAGCCUGAUUCCGUUGAAUGGAGUGGUCGGAUCCAGUUUCAUCGUAUCAAUAUUAAGCAUGAUUCCAGGCUUGAAGGACUUAUUAAGAUGGCGGAUCUGACUAUAAAUCUUGCUGCGAUCUGUACUCCAGCUGAUUACAAUACGCGUCCUCUUGAUACUAUCUACAGCAAUUUCAUUGAUGCGCUCCCAGUGGUUAAGUACUGCUCUGAGAACAACAAGCGUCUCAUUCACUUUUCCACCUGUGAAGUAUAUGGAAAAACCAUAGGAAGCUUUCUUCCGAAGGAUCAUCCCCUGCGUGACGAUCCUUCUUUCUAUGUUCUUAAAGAAGAUAUUUCCCCUUGCAUAUUUGGUUCAAUUGAGAAGCAGAGGUGGUCAUAUGCGUGUGCAAAGCAACUGAUUGAGAGACUCGUUUAUGCUGAGGGUGCUGAGAAUGGACUUGAGUUCACCAUUGUAAGACCUUUUAACUGGAUUGGACCUAGGAUGGAUUUCAUCCCCGGCAUUGAUGGUCCUAGCGAAGGUGUCCCACGUGUCCUCGCCUGCUUUAGUAAUAAUCUUCUACGCCGUGAGCCUCUCAAGCUUGUGGAUGGUGGAGAAUCACAGAGAACUUUCAUCUACAUCAAGGAUGCUAUCGAAGCCGUCCUUUUGAUGAUUGAAAACCCAGAGAGGGCAAAUGGGCAUAUCUUCAAUGUUGGCAAUCCAAACAACGAAGUUACAGUACGACAGCUAGCUGAAAUGAUGACUGAGGUUUACGCGAAAGUGAGUGGAGAGGGAGCCAUAGAGAGCCCAACGGUUGAUGUUAGCUCCAAAGAGUUUUACGGGGAAGGUUAUGACGACAGUGACAAGAGAAUCCCAGACAUGACAAUAAGGAAUGAAGAUUCACUUAUCUGACUAAAGUUUAAGUGAAAAGGAUGAACAUCAUUGAAGCUUAGCUUUUUAGUGAUCUUCAAAUCCGACGGGCGACGGCUAUGAAAAGAAAAAAGCUUUGGUGUUUAACGAUCUUUUAAACAGUUAUUAAAUUGUAAAAAGCAAUCCAGAAUUAAUAGCGUCUGUAGUCCAACGGUUAGGAUAAUUGCCUUCCAAGCAAUAGACCCGGGUUCGACUCCCGGCAGACGCAAAAUUAUAUU
Molecule: messenger RNA, 1448 nt
Organism: Camelina sativa (false flax)
Lineage: Eukaryota; Viridiplantae; Streptophyta; Magnoliopsida; Brassicales; Brassicaceae
Source: RefSeq, a predicted model, not a curated record